AUGCUUUCAAUUAGAGAUUUAUUAACAAGCUCGCAUCAGAACGGUACUGUUGUUACUUCUACCUCCUCUCCUCCCAACACAACCUACAGACAAUAUCAAGCUGCUGACUCCAAACCAAAUAUGCUCUCGUCAACAACAAUAACAAACAUGAGUAUCGAACCCAAUCACCAUCCAUCUCAUGGACAAUCAUCAGCCUUGCCAUCUCUCAUGAAUCAUGACGAAUCAGCAUCAGCAGCAACCAUGCACAUGUCCAGAUCCAUGCCUCAUCAUCAAGAUUUGGUCCGUGAAGAAAUCACCAAACAUCAUUCAUCAUCACCAAAUACAAUGACCCAUCCUGUUCGCGUGUUGACCACGACGACAGUAUCUUACGGUGGCAAAGAGAUACCAACAACAGUAGCAUCAAAUACAAUGAACUCUGUUUCCAUCCCCAAUUACAUGAGCACAACCUUGUCGACCAUACCGAGUUCAUCAUCCUUUAGACCUAUUAGCAACGAGUCUUUGGACGUUCAUGACUCACACCAACAUCAGAAAGCAUCAUCACCACAACCAUUGUCAUCCUUUCCAUCGUCAUCAUCAUCACCACCACAACAAACACCUAUCUCUACCGCCAAUCCAUCUACAACAACAGUAUUACCAGAACCGAGUUUCGUUUCUACAAACACACCAAGCCCAAAUCAAAAUAAUAUCUCGACAUCCUCCAAGAUCUUUUCGAACAAUAACACCUCGGACGAAUCUAACGGCAUGAUACAUGCACAGCGGCUACCUUCGAUUGAUAGUCUAAUGACUACUCAACCUCCACCCUACACUCCCCAUUGUACCACUACUACUGUUGCCUCGAGACGGCGCAUGUCAAACCACCACACGAGCUCAUCAGAUACGACUUGUCAAUUGCCAGGACUGACCCCCUACUUACCCAGUCAUGCGACCACAAACGACUUCCAUCAUUCGCAACAGGUCCAUGUACCACAAAGAGAGUAUCUCGAUGGAUAUCAUUAUCAACCUCCUCCAACUACUACUCUUCCUUCACAGCAACAACAUUACCACAAUUCUCAUUAUACACACGCACCACAGUCCAAAAGCAUGUACUUACCUCAAUACCAUGAAGAUCCAUUCAUGAAUAGUGCUACAGUUGUUCAAAAUACUCAGAAUCAUCUCUCCCAUACAGAACGAACAUUUGGUCCACCACAACAAUUGCACCAAAAUCAUUCAAGAGCAGUCAUGCAUCAUCCUAUAAGCCAAUCGCAAUCCUCAUACUAUUCAGACGAACAUUCACCAAACAGUUAUCAUGCACAUUCUCCAUAUUAUCCUCCUCCUUAUUUGCCUCCUCCUCAUCAUGAAAGAUCACCUCCACCCUAUUACGGAGGCAUGACCUCUGGCAACACGUCUGCAACUUUGCAUCCAUCUCCAAUGCAUCAGUCACAAAUGGUGCAUCCACAGAAUGUUUCAAGAUCCUCACAUCCUACGGUGCUUGCAACUCCAAAAGCUAAUCUAUCAAACAAGCCCUCAUCCACAAAAACUACUUCCCCACCACAACCUUAUUACAAUAAACCUCAGAGAGAACAACCACAGAAGGUAGCACCUACGGUUGCUGAAGAUCCAAACAUGGACGAUGGCGAUGAAGAAGACGAGGAAUUUGAUAACACCAAGAAGCAGCAAAGUACUAAGAGUGGUAAUUACAGGUUCAGAAAGGGCUGGACUCGUGAUGAGCAUAUUCGCUUUUUAAUAGGUGUUCAUCUAUUUGGAAGAGGCAAUUGGAAGAGUAUUUCAAACGUGAUACAAGGCAAGUCACCUAAACAAGUUCAGUCACACGCUCAAAAGUAUUUCCUAAGACAAGAACAAACGACAAAGACCAAACGUUCCAUCCAUGAUUUUAACUUGAAUGAUUUGACUAACUUGCUACAAGACGAAUCUUUUAGACAAUCUGUUCGAGAAGAUAUGUCAAAAAAGGGUAGAGAUUUGGAAGACUUGAUUAACAGGUUCGAGGAAUCCUAUAACAAUAAGAAUGAUAAAGCAGAGGAGGGCGAUCAAGAUGCUGUGGACAGCAACACGAACGAGAGUCGCAAUGUUGGAGCUAGCAGUGACAUGAAAUCGAGUGGUAAAAUUGUAAAUAACCUCGCAUCUCAAAGGAUUGCUGGCUAUAAGCCUUACAAUUAA
Molecule: messenger RNA, 2154 nt
Organism: Naegleria lovaniensis
Lineage: Eukaryota; Heterolobosea; Eutetramitea; Acrasida; Naegleriidae
Exons: 1
Coding region: 1-2154 (717 amino acids)
Molecular function (GO): DNA binding
Source: RefSeq, a predicted model, not a curated record